Molecule: messenger RNA, 1269 nt
Organism: Cylindrotheca closterium
Lineage: Eukaryota; Bacillariophyta; Bacillariophyceae; Bacillariales; Bacillariaceae
Source: the annotation of a GenBank genome assembly
AUGGGAAAGAAAUUACAAGGUGCCAAACUCCGGGCCAAAAAGAGGAGCAAACUCGCCGCCCAGAACUCCCUGGAGACAAAAGCCGAAGAAGCCGAGACCCAACAGGUUACCACCAAAGCCAAUGAGGAACUUUUUGUCGUGGAUACCACUGCCGUCCUUCCUUCCAAAAAGCAAUUGGUCAAGAAAGAACAAAAGAAGCGAAAAUUUUCCAACUCGGCCAAGGAGGAGGCCCAAAUCAACAAACUAGUGGACACGCAUUCGCCCACCAAAUUGCAAGAAUUGGCAAAGGUUGAAACCGCAAAGCGCGCCAGAAUUAAGAAGGAUGUGGAUCCAAGCUUUGAUUUGUGGGGGGAUGAUGGUGAUGACAAAACGCCCAAAAGCAAAAAGGGUAGAACACAAAGUAAGAAAAAGCAGAUUGCAACUUCUAAUCCAGGAAUUGGCCCCUCGCUUGCUGGAACCAAACCAGCCCACAAACCAUCCAAUUAUUCGAUCACUGCCAUGCCUGACCCCAACACCAAGAAAGUUUCGGUGGAUGUUGCCGAAGCGGGACAAUCCUAUAAUCCUGAUAGAAUACAACACAGAAAUGUUAUCGCAAAGGCUGUUGAGGUGGAAGAAAAGCGUCAAAGAGCUGAAGAAUUAAACGCGGCUCCCAUUAGCAAGGGCAUGUCGGAAGAAACCAAAGCGUAUCUCUUGGAGGAUUCAGAUUUGGACGAUGAUUCUUCCGAUGAGUCUGACAGUGGCGAGCCCAAAGAAAAGGGCCCCAUUGAAAAGAAAAAGGAUAAACUAACCAGAGCCCAGCGGAAUCGACAAAAGAGAAUCAAACAGGAACUCUAUGAUAUUGCCCAACGAAAGAAGGACAAAAAGUUUCAGAAUUCGGUUGCAGAAGCCAAGGUCAUUGCAAAACAACUUCGAAAAGAAGAGGCGGAAAAGCGUCAAAAGGCGCAAGCUCUCAACAAACUCAAGGAAGAAAGCGAGCGAACCAAAGGAAAGAAUGUAUACCAUCAACUUGCAGACGAAAAUCCUGUGGAUGCUCCCACGUACCCUGUUGCACUGUCGAGUGAAUUGAAAAAUCAUGGUGGCUCCCUACGAACCAUCAAGCCAAAGGGAUCUCUCGUCAACGAUCGGAUGGCCAGUUUCAUGGACCGUGGCAUGGCCGCGAAGAAGCAGCUAAAGCAAAAAAGAAUAGUCUCGGGAAAAAGAAGAAAAUUCAAGGUGAAGGUCAGAGGAAAAGGUUUUGAAGCUUCCAAGGAAGGAGGAAUCAUGGGAUAG